AUGUACCGACGCACACGAAUGCACUACGGUGUCUUGGCCGUCUUUGUGAAGGAGCUCAAGAAGGUCCCGGCUUACCUCUCCUACAAGGCAAGGGAAGGCGCGAGAACGUAUGUGGACUCCGCAUCCAAGGCAGUUGAGUUUUUGAAGGGAGAGGACCUAAACGAGGACCCGGUCAUGCGCAGCAAGCGGCGCCAACACCGAGAUAUGUACCAGGCCAUCCUCCGCGAGCAAGCUGUAAAGGUGCAAGAAGAUGCGGCGCAGAGGCGGGCGAGUCUGUCGUGGAAAGAAAAGCUGCAGCUCUCCUUCAAGGAAGCGAAAGAGAGCGUGGCACAGAUGACGUCGGCGAAGGCCGGCGCGAUGGCGCUGCUGCAGCACUGCACGGCCUCCCAUGCAGCGGAGGUUGCGCUAGAGCAAGGCAUUGAUGUGAAGAACGUUCAGGUAGUCUUUGAGAAGGUGGCGGCGAACAAUUCGGUGGGUUACGAGGAAGUCGUCGUUGGCUACAUCGAUGCGCCAGUAGCAUCGAAGGAGGAGGUGAUGGCGUUCGCCGAAAAACUCCACAAGGCGUGUCCAGUGGCAAGAAGCAUGCACAUUGAAUGGCGUCAAGGCAGCGCGGACGUGCGCGAGCAGGGGAAUGAAUCCUUCCUACGCGGUGAUGGACGGCGGGGUGAAAUGGAGCAGGUCACCAGAGGGGUAGAACGGGCCGAGAAUCACACUGGCAGUAGCCCCAGUGACUUCUCUUCUACUCCCGACGCAGCAUCGACAGUGUAUGCGGAGAACAUGCCAGCGGGGAUACCAGGCUCCCGAAGAACUUUUGCAUCGAUGUCGAGUUGGGCGAGCCGAGGCGGCGGCAGUGGAGACCUCCGAGAUGACGAAGGCGAGCUGCAUUUUCCAAGCUUGAAGAGAAGAGACGCAGCUCGGAAUUACACGUGUCACGACAGGAGUGACACCAAGGAGCCAUCAAAGGAGACGUGCACCGCUAGCUGUCCGCCACCGCCACCACUCGAAUCAGAGCCUAGCGCGGCGAUACAGCCGGCGUCAAUGAACAGUGGCACAGCCUCCUGCUCGUCCCCCCAAAGUCCUGAAGCAGCUCUAAACAAGCAGUAA
Messenger RNA from Leishmania braziliensis MHOM/BR/75/M2904, 1104 nucleotides. RefSeq lists its product as hypothetical. Bases 1 to 1104 code for a protein of 367 amino acids. The transcript has a single exon. Lineage: Eukaryota; Euglenozoa; Kinetoplastea; Trypanosomatida; Trypanosomatidae. The record is from RefSeq and is a predicted model, not a curated record.